Molecule: messenger RNA, 2362 nt
Organism: Cutaneotrichosporon oleaginosum
Lineage: Eukaryota; Fungi; Basidiomycota; Tremellomycetes; Trichosporonales; Trichosporonaceae
Biological process (GO): Golgi to plasma membrane transport; conjugation with cellular fusion
Cellular component (GO): exomer complex; trans-Golgi network
Molecular function (GO): protein dimerization activity
Source: RefSeq, a predicted model, not a curated record
GAAGAUCAAAGAGAUCAAGAGACAGGCCUAGAGAGAAAAGCUCUGCCGAAGGACACUUAGAAAGUGGGGCAGGAAUCAAGGAGGGAUCGGAGGGAGUCGUGGGAGAUCUGAACACGUGGCAACAUGACACGUCGAGGCGAACUGAAUCGCCCAACGUCGCAGCAUCCUCAUUCUCGUCUCCGCGCCCGACCAUCCUUCCCCCUCUGCUGGCCUUCUGAUCACGGCGCGUGGUACUCCACCCACGCCGAGGACACUCAUAACCAUGGCGGCGAGAUUGCGCGCGGGCGCAAACCCGUCAAAGCAGAACAAGAUGGAGAAGUUCACGUUCACUCUUGGCAAGCUCGAUGCCGGAAUGGCCAUCCUCUUGGGGCCCAACUCACACCUCCUCGAGUUCCCAUCCCUCCUCAUUCCCGAGCCUUCACCUAACGAGCCGCCUCUUGGCCCAGGCUCCAUUCUCACGAUCACAGUCACUCGUGACCUCGAAGCUGAGCGCGCGGCGCAAAGUGCAUUUGGACAGCUGCAGGAGUCUAUUCUGGACGCGUUCGGCACCAGCGCACCCGUCAAGCCCGAGCUCAGCAUACUCAACGUUACACAGACAAGUGUCGCUCUAGAGUGGAGCAAGCUUCAGCUUGGGAGCGCGACCUUCCGCAGCCUUGAGAUGUAUCGCAACGGUCAGCGGUGGGGGCGCGUUGGUGGGGACUUUGGCAGCAGCGGUGAGAAAACCGAGUGGAAAACCGGAGGCCUGCAAAGUGGCGAAGAAUACACCUUCCAGCUCGUCCUCAAAACAACUGCUGGUACUUUCCCCUCCAAUGUGAUCCGUGUUCGUACGCACACCAUGGACAACCUCACCGGUCUUUACCCAACUUUCGGCUCCAUUCAGCCUGCCACCCUCCUGUCCCAGUUGCGCACCUGCCUGAGCGAUAUCGGGGCGCGUGAGGCACCCCAUAUUUCUACCGCAACGACACACUUUGUUUGCUCAUCAGCACUGGUGGGCGGAGACGACUCUGGGCGUGGCGGGCACAUAGAUGAGGUGUACGAAAAGGCUGUCGCGGCCAAUCUGCCUGUGGUCAGCCCGAGCUGGCUCCUUGCUGUCGCAGCUGAGAGGCGCCUCGUCCCCAUCGCCAACUACCUCCUUCCUUCUCCAGCGACCCCACGGGAUUCCAAUUCUGGGCCUGCGCCGUUCCGCCGUCCGUCCGAUUUGAAACGCUCAUCUCUACCUAUCAGUGGAUCUGGGUCACCAGUGCGCGAGCACCCCGAGAUCCGUUCACCAAGUCCGGAAACCAUUGCUCGCAUGAGUAACACUGGACCCGCCAUGAGCCCGUCUUCGCGACAAGGCUCUUUCGACACACGUUAUCAGCGUGCAGGGUCCGAAGGCAAGGAGGGGGAGUCGGACUCAGGCGUGCCGAUUACGCAGCAGCGAUCCCGCAGUCCCAGGCCCGAAUCAGACGGUCGCCUUGACCGUAGCUUCAAGUUUCCUACCUCAGGAUCUGGGGGUGGGAGUAAGCCGACGCCGCAAAUACGCACCAAGCUUAGCGAUGGCGAUGCCUCGAUAUCCUCGCCAGUCAUGCAAACACCUAUCGUCCACAUCCAGGCGCCAUCGACCGAUGGCCCCGUCUCUGCACCAGUUGGUUACACGCCAAUGGAAGAUGAGAUCGCGGAGAUCAAGGAAAACGACUCCCCACCUGCAUAUGAUGAGAACCAUACCAACGACGCCACGGAUGCCAAGAUCACGAGCGAUGUCAAGGACGCACGUGUGACUGCCACUGAGGCGCCGGAACACGCUGAGGACGCCGCCGACGACGUGGCUGUCGCCGCUGCAGCUCCCUCGCCCACGGCAGAAACCUCAACCAAGGCCACCGAGGACUUGGCAGACCCGGAGAAGUCGACUGCAGUAACACCUGUAGAGGCAGUCGAGGAUGCCGCGACUGUGGUCGGCUCGGUCGUCGUCACCGAGACGGGGCGGUUAGAGGAGCAAACAGCCGACACCUCUCUCGAGAAGCCGUCAACGGAGGUGCCCCCGACCGACGCUUCUAUCAACGACACUGCAAAGGAGGCGGCAAAGGAGGAGCCCUCAGUCGAAGUGGAGGUAGAAGCUAAGGCUGUUAUCGAAAGUGAUGCGGACAAGAACGACAAUCUUGCCGAUGACGCCGAGGAUGCCAACCUCACGGAUAAAGACGACACUGUUGUCGAGGUCGCGGACGAGAGCGGGACAAGCGUUAAGGACGACGCUGAGACCGGCUGUCUGAAGCUGUGAAGGACGAGAGCAAGGGCCAAGCGAUCGCCUCGGCCUCGGUGGACACUACACUGGCGAAGGCCAAGGAGACCGCCUGCAAGGCGGACACGAACGCCCCGGCCAUUUCCG